Messenger RNA from Diorhabda sublineata, 2638 nucleotides. Its product is annotated as early endosome antigen 1-like. Gene Ontology annotation, biological process: cilium assembly; establishment of epithelial cell polarity. NCBI's taxonomy places the organism in Eukaryota, Metazoa, Arthropoda, Insecta, Coleoptera, Chrysomelidae. The record is from RefSeq and is a predicted model, not a curated record. Gene Ontology annotation, cellular component: ciliary basal body; ciliary transition fiber; centriole. Bases 1 to 2616 code for a protein of 871 amino acids. The transcript is spliced from 6 exons.
AUGGAUUUCGAUUUAGAUGAUCCCUUAGGUAGUGACGAUAGUUUUUUUGAAGAGCCUAAAGUUUUAGCAAAACGGUCUAGUUUCACGAAAACUCCCGAAAAAAAAUCCAUAGAAAAUUUAUUAGGUUUUGAUACCAAAACGAAAUCUUCAGUAUCUACGGAGGAUAUUAAAAAAUCCGAAACCAGCAAUAAGAAACAAAUGGACGAUUGGUUAACUGACGUAAAAGGACCUUCUACUACAGAUAGGUCGAGAAGAAGCGACUUUUUAGACGAUAUACUUCCAAUAAAACCAAAAACAACGAAACACGAUAAAAAAGGAACGUCUUUAGAAGACAUUUUGAAAGAAAGUAAAGUGACUACUACUCCGAAAACGGCUCAAUCACUAAAAGACGCAAAUCCAGAACCGACGAUUUCAUCAGAAUACGGCAUUUCCUCUACGAUUAGUGAAAGAAGAAGAAGCGGAAGACGCGGUUCGGGAGUAGAAGAUACUUUGGGAUUAUUUCGCGAUACGUUUGUCGAUAAAAAAGAAACAAUCCCGAAAUCUACAGAAACAUUACAAAAAACUUCCACAAGUAUAAAUAUUAAUCCUUCCGACAAAAAUAUGACGUUUCCAGGAGUACCUGAUUGGUUAGGAUUAAGUUCAACGAACGUCAAAAGAUCCGACUCACCAAUAACUGUCAAUAAAAGCGCGCCAAAUAUGAAUAAUGAAAAUGUAGUAGUGCCAAAGGAAGUAGAUGUCACUGAUGAAAUUGAAAAUAAGAUUUUCGUUGAUAAAUUAGUACCACAAGAUAUUAACGCCGGUAUACAAAAUAGUUAUACGGCAUUACAUCAACAAGAAUCGUUAUUAUUAGUAUCGUUACAAUUUAAAAAAUACGAGGAAGUUUUGAAAGACAUUCAAGAAAAACAAAAUUUUAUUUUAGGACAACAAGAAAGACAAUUUAAAAAUUUCAUAGAUGAUUAUAUAUUAAAACAACACGCUGUAGAAAAUAAUAUAAAGUUACAACAAGAACGAAUCAAUAAUCAAAUCAAGUUAUUGGUAACUGAUCACGUGGAUAAAUUACAAAGUGAUACAGACGUUAAUGACGAUAAAAAAGAAGAAGAUUUAAAAGAUUUAUUAUUGAAAUUAAAACAAAGACACGAUGAAGAAUUAUUUAUUAUGGAAGAAUCUUAUAAGAAACAAAUGGAUAUGGUGGAAAAAUCUGCUGCGAACGUCGAAGAAAACGUACAAAAAGAACUAAAAAAUUUAGAAGAUCUAUACGAUAAAAAAUUACAAAAUUUUAAAACAAAUUACGACGAAGAAAUUUCUUAUUAUAAAGAAAAGAUAAAAAUAUUGGAAGAACAGUAUAAAAACGAAAUAAAAAUAAUAAAAGACGUACACGCAGAAAAAAUCGAUGAACUAAAAUCGGAGCACGCCGUACAAAUAGAUUAUAUAAAACAAAUGAAAACUAAAGAGGACAAUUUAUUAAGAGAGGGACACGAAUUAUCCCAAAAAAUCGAUACAGGAAUAAAUAUUUUGGGUAAUAACCUUCAAAUAUUGCAAGGAAUCGAAGACAAAGUUAUAAAAAAUUACGACGUUUUAGCUUUAGCUAGGGAACAGAGUAUUCAAGCGAAAGAAAAAGAAAUUAUAAUGAUGAAAAAAUGUUUGGAAAAAUGUCGGGAAUCCGCUGAAAAUGAACGAUCUCAGCUCUUAUCGUUAAUUAGGAAUUUAGAAUUGAAAUUAGCGGAACAAAAUACGAACGCUCAAGAAGAUCGGUGGGCUUUGCAACAAGCAACGGCUACGUUAACUGCUAGAUGUAAAGCAAUCGAAAGGGAAGCUGAAUAUGGUAGAAAUAUCAUAGAACGUGAAAGGGAACAGUUAAAAACAUUGAAAGAAACUUUAUUAGCGGAACAAGAAAAAAUGGUGAUGCAAUUAACUGAAGAAAAAUUACAAUUAGCGUCAGAAAAAUCCAAAUUGGAAACCAGCGCUAAAAUAUCCAAUUCAUACGAAGUCGAACGUGUCAAAAUCGAAGCCGAAACGGCAAUAAACGAAGCAAAAUCUUUAUCGGUACGACUAAAUCGAGAAAGGGCUUUUCUACAACGGGAAAAAAUUGAACUAAACGCCCUAAAACAGAAUCUAAUGGAACGAGAACGAGAGCUGGAAGAUAAAGAAUCCGAAAUGGAGUUUUUGGUACAAGACACACAGAAAAAAUUGAAAGAGGACAAGCAGGUUUUGAGCGAAGCGAAACGAAUGGAAGCAACUUACAAGGAAAAGUUAAAGGAGUUACAAGCGCAGUGGGUUUUAUUAUCAAAUAGAGAAAAAAAGUUGGCGGAAGAUAAAAUUUUGUUAUCCAGAGAAAGAUUAGCUUUGUAUUCGUCACUGAAGGCUUCUAAAGAUUGCGUGUUGUGUAGCGCCGGAGGAGGGGAUAGUACCUUGGGAAAAAAUCAAAUAUUAACAGCGUUUGAUAACAUCAAGGUGAUUAUACACUCAAAACUUACUUUAAUCUUGUUUUUUUUCCAAUUUACGUCACUGGAAAAUAUUCUUUUUCAGUCUCCUGAUCCAACUGCUACAAGAAUACGUUUAGAAGCUUUAGAUGACGAAGAAAGUGAGGUUAGUAAAGAGGAAAGCGUUAAUAAAUGAUUAUAAAUAAAAAAUGUUAAUU